CCAGCCCCCAGGGCGGGGCGGAGAGGAACUACAGCUCCCGGGAGGCCUUUUCCGGCGCGCUCCCAUCGGGCCCUGCGGCAGGAAGAGCCGAGAGAGCGCUGUUGCGCCCGCCGGAACAGAUCCCUCUGCCGGGGUGCGUCACCUCCGCUCGCCGUCCCGCUCGCCGUCCCGCUCGCCAUCCCGCUCGCCGUCCCGCUCGCCGUCCCUCGCUCCGCCGCACCAUGACGGACCGCUACACUAUCCACAGCCAGCUCGAGCACCUGCAGUCCAAGUACAUCGGCACGGGGCACGCCGACACCACCAAGUGGGAGUGGCUGGUGAACCAGCACCGGGACUCGUACUGCUCCUACAUGGGCCACUUCGACCUGCUCAACUACUUCGCCAUCGCCGAGAACGAGAGCAAGGCGCGCGUCCGCUUCAACCUGAUGGAGAAGAUGCUGCAGCCCUGCGGGCCGCCCGCCGACAAGCCCGACGAGUCCUAGGCCUCCUCCUCCAUCCUCCUGUCCCGCCGCCGCCCUCGCCUGUGGUUCCCGCGAAGCACUGACGGGGGAGAAGGCUUGUAAAAUGCUUGCUUCUGGACAGCGCCGGCUCCUCUGACUGUACAGUCCUUCGGAUUUUUUCAAAUGGACAACAAUAAAGCCUGCUGGGCAUUUCUAAUGUUCUGUUUGAUAAUCUGCUAGUAAGAGCUUUUUUGUUCCAAAAGGAAUGCUGUUGCUCGGUGUUAAGCGUUUCAAUACACUCAUCCGAGGUGCAAGACUCGGAUACUUCAUAGAUAGCAUUUUCCCGGCCAGGUCGAUUGAUGCUUGCUUACAGAACUCUGUUGUUUUGAGGAGUGAGAGAAGAAGCUUGUUGGUACUCAGAGAGUUUGAUUUGUUGUUAGCAUUAUUGUGUGGGGUGGCUUGUGGUAUAGCAUAAGGCAGUUGUUCUAGUGCUUUAAAACUCCAAAAUAGCUUUUCUCUAAACCCUAUUUUCUUGGCUCGUCUUCCUCUUUCUUGUACUUUCAAGCUCUUAAAAACCUUGAUCCUCUCUGAUCCAACUUAGAUACCUUUUUUUAUAUUAAUGCUUUCUAGUCAUAUACCGUUUGAAUUUUUUCUAUGUUACACCAAACUAGGGUAUUAAUAUGGGGUUCAGCACUGUUAAUAGGGAAUAAGAACAUGAGGGUUAUUUGCUAGUAGUUUGAAGUAGAAUGCCUCGAGGUGACACAGUCUUAGAUCAGACUGCAUACUGAAUUGAUGUUGAUUCUGAUUUGUCACUUAAAAUAGGCUUUCUAUUCACUUGCGGUAAAAAUAAAUUUUGAGUUGUAAUGAAUGGAAAGACCUCAGAGUAAAACUUAGAGAUAUGUUACUUAGAGAAAUAAAGUUCUCUCAUUUCUGACAUGAA
Molecule: messenger RNA, 1380 nt
Organism: Pseudopipra pipra
Lineage: Eukaryota; Metazoa; Chordata; Aves; Passeriformes; Pipridae
Gene: SF3B5
Product: splicing factor 3b subunit 5
Exons: 1
Coding region: 222-482 (86 amino acids)
Biological process (GO): mRNA splicing, via spliceosome
Cellular component (GO): precatalytic spliceosome; U2 snRNP
Source: RefSeq, a predicted model, not a curated record